Oldenlandia corymbosa var. corymbosa is the source of this 726-nucleotide messenger RNA. NCBI's taxonomy places the organism in Eukaryota, Viridiplantae, Streptophyta, Magnoliopsida, Gentianales, Rubiaceae. The record is from the annotation of a GenBank genome assembly.
AUGAGUCAUAAGAUGUUGUCAUGUUUGGAGAGAAUUGAUAAAUUGUUGGAUGACAUCGAGAAGAAAAAUGUUUCAAAUUUCUCUCAAGAGGAUUGCUAUUAUUUCAACGCAUCUGAAUAUCAGCCACCACAAGCUCAACCUACUCUUAUAGAGCUACCAAUAUAUCAACCACCACCUCCUCAACCCACUCUAAGAGAGUUAGCAGCUCGAUCUUCGUAUCAGCAGCCACCUGCUCAACCUCAACUUACUGUUAGAGAGGCAGCUCUUCGAGAUUUGCAAAGUGAAAAAGGUCAACAACUUAUUGAAGAACUCAACCAAUAUAGGUUGAGUGUGGGGUUGCCGAAAUAUGAUCCUAUAGGAAAUUUGCUUAAAUUGAAUAAGAAUGAGAAGAUUUCUGAAGAUGAUUCAUUGGUCCAGUCUCCCCAGCCACCAUCUCAAACAGACCUUGAAUGUGAAGAAUUAGAAGAGACCAAAGAGAUUAACAGUCCAGAUAUUCCAAGUUCUCCUGAUUCUUCUGGUAUAUACAUAGUAGUUAAGCAUGAUUCGCUCAUUCUAGGAGUUGGUGACAAGGAUAUAGAUCAAGUUGAUUUCACUGAGCAGAACAUUCCUAUAGUUUCAAAAGAAGGGUUUCAAGUAGACAAAUGUGGCGAGGUUGUCCAUAGUAUAAGAGAUAAUACGGAUGAUGUGAAAGUUGAUUCAAUGAAAGACCAAGAAGAGGAUCAAUAG